AUGUCUAACUUUGCUUCAAUAUUUUCCGCGAUUUUUUCCAUAUUUGCUCAAGCAUUAAUGAUAUUUGGCGGUGCGAUACCGUAUAUUCCACAAUAUUUAAUCAUUAAACGAUCGCAAAAUGCUGAAGGUUUCUCAAAUUAUGUUUGUUUAACAUUAUUAAUAGCAAAUAUAAUUCGAAUUGAAUUUUGGUUUGGCAAACAUUUUGAAACGCCUUUGCUGUUGCAAUCGAUUAUAAUGAUAAUAUGUAUGCUGAUUAUGCUUGAAUUAUGGACGCGAGUACAUACAAAGUCGUAUAAAGCAGGACAGCAAUUAGGCGCCAUAUUACCAAGAUCAGGCGAUAAAAAAUUUACUGAUUUUGAAAUUGAUUACUUCUGGAAAUGGACUACUUUCGGUAGUUACAUCCAAUUUUUAUGCUUAUUUGCGUUUGUUAUAAGUGCUGUAACGUGGGCAUUUAUUAAUAAUAAGUUUUAUAUAGAGACAAUUGGUUUUCUAGCUGUUUUCUUCGAAGCACUCUUAGGUAUACCUCAGUUUUUAAGAAAUUAUCGUCUUAAAUCAACAGAUGGUAUGAGCAUCGGAAUGGUAUUGAUGUGGACCAGUGGUGAUAUAUUUAAAACAAGUUAUUUUCUUAUUCGAAAAGCACCAAAACAAUUUUGGUUAUGCGGUACUUUACAAAUUGCCAUUGACAUUGCUAUAUUAUUUCAAGUAUUUAUUUAUUCGGACAAAUUUAAAAACCGAAAACGAUAA
Molecule: messenger RNA, 744 nt
Organism: Didymodactylos carnosus
Lineage: Eukaryota; Metazoa; Rotifera; Eurotatoria; Philodinida; Philodinidae
Source: the annotation of a GenBank genome assembly